Caenorhabditis angaria is the source of this 1356-nucleotide messenger RNA. Lineage: Eukaryota; Metazoa; Nematoda; Chromadorea; Rhabditida; Rhabditidae. The record is from the annotation of a GenBank genome assembly.
AUGCUGGCACACAAUAGACAUCUUGGGAAUCCUGAAAAUCAACGCAGGCGUGAACAGGUUGGUGAAAUAUAUCGAUCAAUACUUAUGAAAGUGCAACAAACGAAAAACAAUAUAUUUAUUUGUUUAUUAUAAAUAAAACAUUUCUUAUCAGUUUUUUUGAUUUUUCAGGCACAAUCUCCAAUUGUUUUGCGAGCAAUGGUCGGAAUUGCGCAGUCGAUUUUCGUGGCAAUCGCCUCUAUUUUCAAUUUUUUCAUCUUACUCCUCAAAAAGUCAUCAAGAGCAGUAAGUUUCUAUUUACUUCAAAUUUGACUUUGAUCGAAACAUUUAUUUUAGUACUGUAAAUAUCAAGUGGUAACAUAUCAAAGCAAUAUUCCAAUGUCGCCAUUGACAACACAUCGAUUAUGUAAGUCAAUUUCCUAUCAUUUAUUUCGUAAUUAAAAACCUGAUUGAUUUUUUUCAGUAUCGGUGAAACGAAAGAUCCUAGUCCUGGACCUUGAUGAAACAUUGAUUCAUUCACAUCACGAAGGAGUUUUAAGGCCCAUGGUGAAACCGGGUACACCAGCAGACUUUACCAUACGGGUUGUGAUAGACAGACAUCCAGUCAAAUUUUCGGUUCACGAGCGUCCGCACGUCGAUUUAUUUUUGUCAGUUGUUAGUCAAUGGUAUGAAUUAGUUGUGUUCACAGCGAGUAUGGAAGUAUACGGUACUUGUGUUGCUGACAAAUUGGAUAGAGGACGUGGAAUUUUGAAAAGACGAUAUUUUCGUCAACAUUGUACGAUGGAUUUUGGUGGAUACACUAAAGAUUUGUCGGCAAUUCAUCCAGAUUUAUCAAGUAUUUGUAUUUUGGACAAUUCGCCCGGUGCAUAUAGAAAGUUUCCACGUGAGUUUUGAACAAAAACAUUUUAUUAUCAAGUUUUUACUCAGGAAAUCGAAAGCGUGCUACGCCGCGUUUAGGGGCUUUUGGCGUUCACGCGGCGCACAGAACUCGCGAAAUAAGCGAUAUCUGAGCACCGCGUGAACGCCAAAAGCCCCUAAACGCGGCGUAGCACGCUUCCAAUUUCCCGAGUGGUUUUUUGGAAGGAUUCAAAAAUUUUCUUUAUCUCAUAUUCACUUUUUCCUUUAGAAACAUUUUACUCCGAAAUCGUACGAAACACGCAAAAUUCACAUUUAAAAAUUUCGCUCUAAAAAUUGGAAACACUAUAUUUUUCAGACAACGCAAUUCCAAUUCAAUCCUGGUUUUCUGAUCCAAAUGACACGUGUCUUUUGAACCUUCUUCCAUUCCUCGACGCACUUCGAUUCACUUCAGAUGUUCGAAGUAUUCUCUCAAGAAAUCAGCAACAAUUACAAGAUUUAUAG